AUGUCGAUCGCCGUACCCCCCCUCAUCGCCGGCUCAGACAACAUAGAGUCGCUCCGUCCAUACUACGGCGUGGGCGUACCCAUCCCUGUCCCGCCCAUCAUCCUGAAAGAAAUGUACGCUUUCCUUCCUCAGGCAUGUGACCUGCGCGAGUUUUCCCCUGAUCUCGCCUCUGAACUCGCCGUCUUUCUCACCCGUCUCAUCGAUCAAAAAGGUAUCGACCAAGGUGGUCGUCCGGCAGGUUUCAUGCCUCUUCAAGAUCUCCGAGCGCUGAUCGUUUCGGCCGUCGAGGACGGUAACGCCAACUUAAGAUUGUCCAUCGCCGAACUCGCCGCAUCGGGCAGGAGACUCGAAACCACCUUUGCUGAAUUCGACGCCCGUCUCGGCACAGUCAAAACUGACGUCAACGAUGUCAAGAAAGAGAUAAAGGCUAUGAGUAAAGAAUUGAAAGCGGUCAAAGCGGAACAGGCCAUUUUGAAGAAAGGUCAGGAGACUUUGAGGAAAGGUCAGGAGACGUUGAGAAAAGGUCAAGAGACUUUGGAGGGAAAAGUCGAUGGCUUGAAAGACGAGUGUCAUACCGAGUUCAAAUUGAGGAAACAAGAAAGAGCAAAGGAAUUAAAUCGAAGACGUCAUAUCCUACGCAAACAACUCUUUCAUGUUCCUUCUUGUCAUACUGACGCUGAGCAUCCCCCUCGCGUUCAUACUCGUCUCACAUCCAUCGACGACAUCUCCACCCUGUCCGAAGCAGACCUAGACGCUUGGACAGAAUACUACGGACGGAUCGGUGAAUGGAGGUUGGACGAUUCGGAGGGUAAAAAGAUCUGGUUGAGAGAUUUUUUGAUUGGCAAUGCGUGA
Messenger RNA from Tremella mesenterica DSM 1558, 852 nucleotides. RefSeq lists its product as uncharacterized. The record is from RefSeq and is a predicted model, not a curated record. The transcript has 4 exons. The coding region runs from base 1 to 852 and encodes 283 amino acids. Lineage: Eukaryota; Fungi; Basidiomycota; Tremellomycetes; Tremellales; Tremellaceae.